Messenger RNA from Bipolaris victoriae FI3, 2766 nucleotides. RefSeq lists its product as hypothetical. The transcript has a single exon. NCBI's taxonomy places the organism in Eukaryota, Fungi, Ascomycota, Dothideomycetes, Pleosporales, Pleosporaceae. Gene Ontology annotation, molecular function: protein binding; ATP hydrolysis activity; ADP binding. The coding region runs from base 1 to 2766 and encodes 921 amino acids. The record is from RefSeq and is a predicted model, not a curated record.
AUGCGACUUCUUCACUUUGAUCAGUUUGGCCGACUCCUCUUAACAGACUUUCACGGGAAGCCUGUCCCACCAUAUGCUAUUCUUUCACACAGAUGGGAGGAAUCAGAAAUUCUCUUUGAAGACAUAGCUAGCGAGACUUACAAAGAGAAGAAGGUCAGCUAUCGCAAGCUUCUGUUCUGCGCUAAACAGGCGGCCCAAGACCAGCUCCAGUACUUCUGGAUUGACACGUGCUGCAUCAAAAAAUGGGACAGGCUUGAGCUCUCGCGAGCGAUCAACUCAAUGUUUCGCUGGUACAGAAAAGCAACUAAAUGCUAUGUGUUUUUAUCGGAUGUGCCCAAUACAACGGACACAGUACAGAGCACCAACUGGGAGGCAUCCUUCCGGGCAAGCGCGUGGUUCACUCGAGGCUGGACACUCCAAGAGCUGAUUGCGCCAGCAUCGGUGGAAUUUUUCUCCUGCAAGGAACAGAGGCUAGGGGAUAAGAGUUCCCUAGAACAACUAGUGCAUGGAAUUACUAAGAUUCCGCUCGCAGCACUGCGGAAUCAUCCCUUAGACAAAUUCUCUCUACACGAGCGAAUGCAUUGGGCCGACAAUCGCGUCACCACUGAACAGGAAGACAUUGUGUACUGCCUUUUUGGACUUCUAGGUGUAACCAUGCAGAUUAACUAUGGCGAAGGGAAGGAAAAAGCAUGGAGAAGACUUCAAACAGAAGUCGAGGCAACUAACAGAACACCUUCCAUCAUUCCAUUUUCCCGCAACGAGCAUUUUGUCGGACGAGAGUCUCAGCUUGCCGCUCUACAGGCAAAUUUGGUCAGCAACGACCAUACUACUACGACAACUAGAUUGGCUAUAGUAGGACCUGGCGGAACAGGCAAAUCGCAGCUGGCGCUAGAGCUUGCAUACAGAGUAAGAGAGGAGAUCAAGACUUGCUCAGUGUUUUGGUUGGAUGCAAGCAACAUGGAAAGUCUUGAACGUUCGUACUACAGCAUUGCCCAGAGGCUCAAUAUUCCUGGAUGGGAUGACGAAAAGGCAGAUGCAAAGCAGCUUGUAAAACUUCAUCUCGAAAAAGAGGAUACAGCACAUUGCUUGCUGAUCUUUGACAACCUAGAAGACAUCACGCUACGAGCUGGUGAGAUUUUGUCAGCAGGGGGGGUAGGUUUGACUGCCUACCUACCUCAAUCCACGCGAUGCUCUGUCGUGUUUACAACAACUGAAAUCAGCCUAGCUGAGCAAAUGGCAUCACAAGCGCUUAUAGAGCUACAGGAGCUGACACCAGACUCCGCCAAGGAGAUGUUGAAGAACUACUUGAACAGAGACAAAAAUUUCGAUUCAACCGAGGAGCAGCAAGCGAGGAUUUUGCUGCAAGAGCUUUCACAUCUUCCGCUAGCGAUUAUCCAAGCAGCAGCUUAUAUCAAUGUCACGGCUGUAUCACUUGAGGGUUACCAAUCAAAAUUGAAGACACAAAACGACUACGAUGUCAAACUAGAUAGUAGUCCAUCAAGGGAAAGACCACAGAGGUUGGGAGCAAAGGAUCCUGUGGCCACCACGCUAUUCAUCUCCCUCGAUGAGAUCCGCCGUAGUCAUGCGCUUGCAGCGGAAUAUGUGUUACUUGCGGCCUGUGUAGCCUCCAAGGAUAUCCCGUUUGAACUCUUCGAAAACGAAAACAUUCGAGAAAGAGAAAAUGCUAUACAGGUACUCAGUAAAUACAGGCUAGUCACUCGGCGGCCCGAAGAUUCUGCACUGGACUUGCACCGACUGGUUCAUUGUGCAUUGCAGAAAUGGCUUCAGCAGCACAAUCAGUUUCAGGAGCAGAUCGAAAAUGCCAUCACAAAGCUACUUCGGAUCUUCCCAGACCACAACCAUCAGAACAGGAGUAAGUGGAGACGAUUGUUUCCGCAUACCAAGUACGUUCUAUCAUACAGGUCUCCUGGAGUAGAGGAUGGCAAACAGUCAGAUCUGAUAUGGAAAUACGCAAGAGCAUUGGAUAGUGACGGACAUUAUAAUGAAGUGGAAGAGCUGUUGACACGAUUGAUGGGGACGAGAAAGAGGGUACUCGGGGACGAGCAUCCUGAUACGCUGACCUGCAUAGCGAGCCUAGCAACAACGUAUAGAAAUCAAGACCGGUGGAAGGAGGCUGAAGAUCUAGAGGUGCAAGUACUAGAGAUAAGCAAGAGAGUACUUGGGGACGAGCAUCCUAACACGCUAAUUAACAUAUCAAACCUAGCGUCGACGUAUUAUGAACAAGGGCGGUGGAAGGAGGCUGAAGAGCUACAGACACAAGUACUAGAGAUAAGGAAGAGAAUACUUGGGGACGAGGAUCCUUAUACGUUGACUGACAUGUCAAACCUCGCGACAAUAUAUUCUGAGCAAGGGCGGUGGAAAGAGGCUGAAGAGCUACUUCUACGGGUAAUAGAGAUGGAAAAGAGAGUACUUCCGGACGACUAUCCUAAAAUACUAAUUACUCUUACGAAUCUAGCGAUGACGUAUACGGAGCAAGAGCGGUGGAACGAGGCACAAGAGAUACAGCUGCAGGUAUUCGAGGUAGGAAAGAGGAUACUCGGGAACGAGCAUCCCCUCACACUAGUUGGCAUGAGUAAUCUUGCCUUUACUCUCAAGCAUCAAGGACGGGCCCGAGAGGCUUUGUCUCUUAUACAGAGAUGUUGCCAACUGUACGAACGAGUCCUUGGUGCAAAUCAUCCGAGUACAAAAAGGGAAUUUCGUUGGUUAGAUAGGUGGCGGGCAGAGAGUGAAGAGGAGCACGUUUAG